AUGGAAGGGGGUCAUUGGGUGUUUGUCCUGGUUUUUCUUAGUCAUGUGGGUUCAUCUCAAUCUUCACAUUCUUCCAAUGCCAAGCUGCUUCUGUCCCUCAAAUCUGCCAUUGUUGAUCCAUCUGGGUUUCUGGAUGGCUGGAGAGAGGCAAAUUAUAGCCAUUACUGUUCCUGGGCUGGGGUUCAAUGUGAUUCUUUUGAUCGUAUCAUCGGCCUGGAUAUAUCAAACAUGAAUCUUUCUGGCCAAAUUGCACCCCAGAUAGGUUACUUCCAUAGUCUCAUCAAUUUCAGUGUUGCAGCGAAUAAGUUCACAGGCCCAUUCCCUUCAAAUAUCACAAAUGGCUUAGGUCUAAAAUCCUUCAACAUCUGCAGUAGUAUGUUUGUUGGGAAUUUUCCCACCAACUUUUCCAAAUUGAAGGCCCUGGAGAUUCUGGCCACCCUUAAACAGCACACACUAAGCUGA
Molecule: messenger RNA, 462 nt
Organism: Cryptomeria japonica (Japanese cedar)
Lineage: Eukaryota; Viridiplantae; Streptophyta; Pinopsida; Cupressales; Cupressaceae
Product: MDIS1-interacting receptor like kinase 1-like
Exons: 1
Coding region: 1-462 (153 amino acids)
Source: RefSeq, a predicted model, not a curated record